ACAAAGAAGAAAGUAUUAAUCCAACAACCAGAGAAGACAGAAGAUCUGUCCAAAUUUACCAUGGAGGUACUAAUUUCCAAAUCUAUAGAUGAGCUGGCAUCUGAUGAUGUACAGUCAAUUCAGGAGGCUACUACUGGUCAGUCAGAUAACCAUCGCUGGACCGAAAUGAGGAAAGGAAGGAUAACUGCAUCAAACUUCCAUGCAGUGGACACCAAAGUUUGUUCUUAUGAAAAAAAGGUGGAAUGUGAUGUUAAGCCUCUAAUAAAAAAUAUUAUGGGAUAUACAACAGUAAACCCAAAUGUUAAGUCUCUCAAGUAUGGCAGAGAAAUGGAACCUGUUGCAAAGAAAGACUUCUUGAAGUUGUAUUGUAAACAUCAUAGGAGUGUCAUUUAUUCUGAAUGUGGACUUUUUGUAGAUAAAAGGCAUCCUUUUCUUGGAGCCAGUCCAGAUUUGCUUCUGUCAUGCUCCUGUUGUGGAGAAGGGUUGCUGGAGAUCAAGUGUCCAAUGGUGAAAAAGUGUGAAGUUUGUUCAUCAUUUUGUACAUGUAAUUUACCCAAUUGUCUUACCAAAACAAACCCUCCCACUUUAAAGAAACUGGGUUACUAUGCUCAGAUUCAGGGGCAAAUGGCAUUAACAAACAGAAAAUGGUGUGUAUUUUUUGUUUAUACAUGUAAUGGAUCACACAACAAAUUCUUGCUGACAUGAUAGAAGUUGAUGUCAAUACUUCAAUAUGAAGACAGUAACUAAAUGUUUUCAAUUGUGUUAACAAAAAAUGAAAUGUCAAAACUGUCAACAACACUGCGGAACCAUGAACAAACAUGCUAUUUACCAUAAUGUUUCAAACUGGAACUGAAAAAUACCAUUUUACAAGAAGAUGUACAAAGAUUUUAUACAUGUACGUGAUUGUGACAAAUUAUUAAA
Molecule: messenger RNA, 921 nt
Organism: Mizuhopecten yessoensis (Yesso scallop)
Lineage: Eukaryota; Metazoa; Mollusca; Bivalvia; Pectinida; Pectinidae
Exons: 1
Coding region: 61-705 (214 amino acids)
Source: RefSeq, a predicted model, not a curated record